Macrosteles quadrilineatus (aster leafhopper) is the source of this 1435-nucleotide messenger RNA. RefSeq names its product protein takeout-like. The coding region runs from base 2 to 781 and encodes 259 amino acids. NCBI's taxonomy places the organism in Eukaryota, Metazoa, Arthropoda, Insecta, Hemiptera, Cicadellidae. The record is from RefSeq and is a predicted model, not a curated record. The transcript has 6 exons.
CAUGGUAUCCCGCGGUGUUGUGGUGCUUAUCAUCUCUGUCGUUGCUUUAUCACAGGCCGCCAAGAAGGAGAAAAAGAUACCGAACCUGCCUUUACCUUCAUAUAUCGGACAAGGGUGCAAAUACAACGACCCCAACAUCAACGAGUGUGUGGUUAGAAAAGGCGCUCCAGCUGUGAGACAGAUUACCAAUGGAGACCCCAAGUAUCGGAUCCCAAGGCUGGACCCUCUAGUCAUAGAAUCGCUGAAAGUCCAGCAAGGCACUCGGCAAGUUGGUCUAUCCCUAGAGUGUAGGAACUGUUCUAUGUAUGGACUACAGAACAUAAACUUUACCGCUGCAAGGCUGGAUCUCAACAAUAGUCACUGUGAAUGGGAUUUCUACCUCGAAAAACUGUUUAUAAGAGGCAAAUACAACGUAACAGGUCGAGUGCUGCUGCUUCCCAUCCUCGGCGACGGAGACGCCAACAUUACCGCCAUUGGGGUGAGAUUCUCGUACAAGUAUGACUGGGUGUUGGACAGGAAAGCCAACGGUCUAGACUACGUAAGGAUCACUUCUCAUUCUCUUCCUUUCACUUUGGACAGACUCUACAUCUCUCUGACCAACUUGUUUAACGGAGACAGACUGCUAGGUGACAACAUGAACAUUUUUCUCAAUGACAACUGGCAAGAGAUUAUGAAAGAUUUGAGCCCAGCACUAAGUGAGGCUUUGGGAGAAGUCUUUCGGCAGACUCUCACUUCGAUGGCUGAUCUUGUACCUUUCCAGACACUCUUUCCUCCGAACUGACCAAAUACUAGCUAUAAGUAAGAAACAAUAACUUUGUGAAUAAUCUGUUUUUAUUUGACAGUGAGGUAUGAAACUUUCGUCAUUGAUCUUUGAGGGGUUCAAUUCAAUGCCAUCAUGUUCUUUGUUGUUCCUAUAUUUUACUUCAAGAAAAAUCUAAAUGUAAACAAUGUGUAGGUAUAUUACACUACAGUAGACUCUCUCUUAUCCGGACACCUUUUAACCGGACAUCAGUUUAACCGGACUAGUUUGGCAGGAAGUGGGCAGUCCUGAAAUGACUGUUCUCGUGGAAAAGAUUUGAGACCAGUGAUCACGUGUCUAAAUACAAUGCUCUCCUAUAUUUAAAUCAAAUACUGUAUACAGUAUACAUUCAAACAGUCCGUUUUAACGAGUCUUUGGGAAUGACGGUUUAACCAGAAAACCCGUUAUCCGGACUAGCCUCAGCCCCGAGGAGUCCGAAUAAGAGGGAGUACUACAGUACUACAAUUUUAAUGAGACCUUGCCUUUUAGAAGUACAGUGCUACUAAAUAUUUAGGAACAUUUUGCUUAUAAUAUGUCACUUCAUAAGUUGACAUUUAAUUACCCUUUCAAGAAGUAUAAUUGAAAAUAAUUUACUCCUUAUAUGUAAAAAGAUGUGUCAUUGUAUAGAAAACAGAU